GUAACAGCGCCACAGUUCCAUCUGCUGGUUAGCGUCGGUAUAGCAUGCAUUUUCCCUGUGAGGUGCUGAUUCAAGACCACCGCAUUACUCCAUUCUCUGGCGAGAGAUGUGACUCAGCAUUAGAGUAAAUAAGGUGAAAAUACAGUCAUUCACCACAAAUUAAACUAAUAUACUUAGGCUACUUAAAUCUAUUUCCGUAUAAUUUAAAUACGACCGUUUUUCUCUUACAUUGGAUAACAAUACUAACCAUGGAUCAAUUCCGCGGCUUAUUUGAUAGACUCGACAAGAAUAAAGACGGGUUUAUAUCUACAGAGGAGCUGCAGAGUGAAAUGCGAAGGAUAGGUGUGGAACCAGUUUGUGAAAAGGUUCAGGCUAUCAUGUCCAGUUAUGACCAAAAUGAGGAUGGACGUCUAAGCUAUCAGGAAUUUCUUAUUUACAUGAUGGACAAAGAGAAGAAAUGGAAAAUAGAUUUCCAUGCCCUUGACAGAAAUAAAUGUGGAUCCAUUGACCUGGAGGAUAUAAUGUCUCUGUUUAAGGAAUUAGGUUUGGUCAUAUCAAAACCCAAUGCAAAGCGGAUCAUUCAAAUGAUGGAUGAAGACAACUCUAUGACGGUAAACUGGGAGGAAUUCCUCAAGCACGUCAUCAUUAACCCAGCAGAAAACAUUGGAGAGUUGGUAUCUUCCUGGAAACAUAACCUGGUGUUUGAUGUAGGAGAGAGCCGCUCUAUGCCUGUUGAGUUAACCCAGCAGGAGACUGACCUGUCUAUCUGGGGGAACUUUAUAUUGGCCGCAGGUUUGGCAGAUGCUGUGUCUAGAACUGUGACUGCACCAAUAGAUCUGUUAAAGACACGACUUCAGGUUUUUGGAUCUAAAGCUGUGUCUCUGGGAUUCCGAGAGCUGCACACUGGAGGUUUUAGAUCCUUGUGGCAAGGAAAUGCUGUGAAUGUUCUUAAAGGAACACCACAAUCAACGCUUCAGUGCUUCAUCUAUGCCCAGAUGAGGAUGUACACACUUGGCGAGAGGGACAGUCUUUCAGUCCACGAAAGGUUUGGUCUGGGCUGUGUGUCAGGGGCCGUGGCACAUGCUGCGUUCUACCCCUUAGAGGUGUUGAAAGUUAGACUCAAUCUCCAGACUGGUGGUACCUACAAUGGAGUUUUGGGAUGUGCCAGGCUGAUUUACCAGAACGAGUCUGUGGCAGCUUUCUACAGAGGGUUCAAACCCAGCAUACUCUGCAUGAUCCCUUAUGCUGGAGUGGAAUGUGCAGUUCAUCAGUCAAUAAUGAGCUGGGUUAAACACGAUUCAGAGCACUUCAGUGACUCCAAGCUCUUCCUCUUCAGUUUUGCAGCAUUUGCAUCAGGACAGGCCACCAGUUACCCUCUUGCUGUCAUCCGAACUCACCAGCAAGCUCAAGCUUUCUGUUCAAGCUCACAGAAGCCUACAGAUGCUCUUCAAGGACUCUUUGGAAUCUAUGAGAAAUAUGGAGUCAGAGGUUUUUAUAAUGGAAUGGGUGCUAGCUUUCUAAGAGCGGUUCCUUGUGCCUUACUGAAUUACACCCUGACCUCAAAAUUUGAGAUAUUGCUUUCUUCAUUGUUAUAAUGUUGAAUAAUGCUUCAGGAAUUAUGUCAUGAACCUUUUUUAUUUAUUGUUUUUAUUCAUUUGAAUUAUGUUAGAUUACAUAGAGUCUUGGGUUAUCUAUUAUGGUAACAACUUAUGACUAUGGUAUCAGUAUCUUAGUAUCACAUUUCAAGUACACAAGCACAGUAUCUGUAUUGUGCAUUCAUAUUUGCAGCACUUUAUUGGGUAAAUAUGUAUUUCACAGAUUACAAUAUGGUUUUUUGCCAUGUUUCCAACCUUCCUGACAUCAGAAAUCUUUAUUUGCUUGCUGCUAUAAACUUAAUCACUAUAUAGAACCGGUGUUAAAUUGUAAGGCAUAUUCAGCUUUAUAAAAUCUGGCAUUUUUUUCCUUUAUUAAUUUAUAUUUCCUUUUAUGCUAAGCUCCAUAUGCUAAUA
Carassius auratus (goldfish) is the source of this 2009-nucleotide messenger RNA. RefSeq names its product solute carrier family 25 member 24, like (gene slc25a24l). The transcript is spliced from 10 exons. NCBI's taxonomy places the organism in Eukaryota, Metazoa, Chordata, Actinopteri, Cypriniformes, Cyprinidae. Gene Ontology annotation, biological process: transmembrane transport. Gene Ontology annotation, molecular function: calcium ion binding. Bases 249 to 1595 code for a protein of 448 amino acids. The record is from RefSeq and is a predicted model, not a curated record.